AUGACAAUAAAUAAUCCGAAAAAAUCUUUAACAUGUUGGCCAAAUUUAAUUCUUCUUCUUGAUACAACUAAGGAUUUAAAAGAAGAAAAUCAUCGAAAACAAAGUGCAAAUUGUAAUUAUAUUCAAAAGAAUCCAUGGGUGCAUUUAAUGAUGUCGAAACGAUUGGAUGCUGCUAUUGAUGAAUUUUGUUGUUUAUGUCUUCGUGAUUAUAUUUAUCCAUGGUUAUCAACAAUUACUCAUGAUGAUAGUUUUGUUUAUGAAGUCAAAUAUCUCUUUCGAUAUCUUUUAGCAUCAAUUAUUCGUCAUUUACAUAAAGUUGAUAUCAAUGCUUUUAUUACCGAACGUUUUCUUCCAUUAAUAUUGCAAACAUAUGAUCGUUAUAUUCAUACAAAGGAAAAAAUAUCUGUAAAUAAUUCCAUAGAUUUUCUACGAACAAUGUAUAAAGAUGAUCUUCAUAUAGCAAUGUAUAAUCGCGAAGAAGAAUUAAAAUAUCUUAAAAAACUUGUAUCUAAUGUAAUGCCAAUAAUAACACCAGAAUUUAUAUCGAAAUGUCCAGGAACACAUCAUCUUCUAUGUGAAAUAUUUGUUUCUCAAAUAUUACUUGAUUCAAUCGAUGCACUAUGUCAACCAAAUAUAAUGAAUCGUCUAUUUCAUCUUUAUUUUACAACUGCUAUUGAACGUCGUCAAUUAAAUAAUAUAACAGAUUCAGAUGAACAAUCGAAAUCUUAUGUAGAAAUUCUAUCACAUUUUUGUGCAAUGAAUGGAAUAUUACAUAAAAAACAAUUAACUUUAGAAUUAACUGAUGUUAUGUAUGAAAAAGAAUUAACGAAUCAAUUGAGUCGUGUACUUGAUCAUCAUGGUUCACUGGGUUUAUUAAGUAUUUAUAUAACAUUAUCAGAUCUUUUAAAUGAUAUUCCAUUAGCAUCAGAUAUAUUAGUUAGAAAAAAACUUUAUCAACGUUUAAAACAUAUUGAUGAACGUUAUUUAAAUCCAAUACAUUCAAAUACAUAUGUUAUCAUUAGUAAUUUCUAUGAUAAAGAAGAUACAUUAAUUGAUGAUGUAAAGAAUUUAAUUAAUUAUGAUUUAGCAGAAAGUAUUAAUGAUGAUAUAAAUAAGAAAACUUUUAACGUUCAACAAGCAUUUACAUUAUUAUCAAGAUUUCAUUGUAAAGUUUAUGAAUUAAUUGAAGAAAAAUAUCAACGAGAAUUUUUAGCAAGUGAUGAACAUUUUCUGUAUAUAUGUGGUCCAAGAAUGGAUUCACGUGAUUAUCGAUCUAUGGACAAAAAAAAUGCAAUUGAAAAUGCAAAUAAACGUAAUAUAUCAAAACAUUAUACAACAACUUCAUAUCAAGAAAUGGAAGAAAAAGAUGAUUCACAUUUAAAAUAUCCAGAAGAUUCAGCAAGUAUUUGCAGUACUAGUUCAUUAGAUGAAAGAGAUCUAAGUACAUGGCGCGUUCAUAUUGAUCAUGCUGAAGAAUUACGUGAAAAUAUACACUCAAAUUUAAAAUAUUGCGUAUUAAUUCUUGAAGUUCAACGAUGUGAAUUAAAUAAUGAUAAUCCAUUGAUUAAUAAUGAAGAAAAACCUCAUUGGAUAGUCGCAAGACGUUAUCAAGAUUUUUAUUUAUUAGAACAAAAAUUAACUGAAUUUCAUGGAAUUUUUUAUGAUGCUCGUUUACCAGCAAGACGAUCGGCAACAACAGCAAGAAGUCUCGACUUUCUUGAAUCAAUUAAAGCUGAUUUUGAACAUUUUUUACAACAUUUAUUAUCUAAACCAACAUUACGAAAUAGUGAAUUAUUAUAUAAUUUUCUUACACAACCAGAUGAUUUUGCUUUACCUACUGGAGAAAUUAUUUUAACUAAAGUAUUUAAAGUUGUACCACGUCGAUUACGUUUUGAAAAAGGACAAUCUCUCGAACCAUUCCUUCUAUCAUUAUUAAAUUAUAUUGAACCAGCAAAAGCAAAAGCAACUCAACCAAGUCCAAUAUUUAAUGAUAUAAUUAAAGAAAAGCUUGAAAAUUCUAUUUAUGGUAAUAAUGCAGAUAUUACUGACUCUUUUUUUGAACCAAUGACAGAAGAAAGUGUAAAUUCUCAGUAUGAAGAAUAUGAUAGUACUUAUGAUCAUUUGAUUUUUAUUGUAAAAAAAGUGUUUUCUGCAUCAACAUUCUUAAUUCAUCUAUUGAAUUUAUUACGUGUACCAUUGAAGAAUACAGUUGAUACAUUUUUUUCAUAUUUUAUUGAAAAUCGAAUAGAUGAAAUAUUAAGUAAUGAAGAGAAUAUUAUUGCUGUUAUUCAUGCUCUACAAGAUACAAUAUUUGCUGAUGAUGCAAAAGACAAAGGACCGAGUGAUAUGGUGAAUUUCGAAGAUGUAAUUGGAACAGCAGAAGAGUUUGUACCAGGUAUGAUCAAACGUAUUCUUGGCGAAUCAAAUGUACAGAAUGGUUUACAAAUUCUUUUACAACAUUUUCAAGAUCCAUUAUUGAACAAACAAUUAUUUUAUAUGAUUCUCGAUGAAAUUCUUCUACAAGUUUUUCCAGAACUACAAGUUCAUAAUUUUGGUCAACGAAUUCGUAUUUAUGAAUCACAAGCAACCUAUAUGACACGUGCUAUUCUUAAUCUAGAAGUUUAUCUUAUCUAUGAUUCAAUUUAUAGACGAUACGACAUCGCACUUCAAGUAUCUAUAGUAGAAAAAAGAGCUACUGAUACUGAUUAUGAGAUAGAAUUUGGUGAAAAAUCAUUUUCAAUACUUGUCACACGACAUUCAACAGGUGUAAUAUUGUAA
This is a messenger RNA of Adineta steineri, 2778 nucleotides long. The record is from the annotation of a GenBank genome assembly. Lineage: Eukaryota; Metazoa; Rotifera; Eurotatoria; Adinetida; Adinetidae.